This is a messenger RNA of Cucurbita maxima (winter squash), 3401 nucleotides long. Its product is annotated as MDIS1-interacting receptor like kinase 1. Bases 58 to 3147 code for a protein of 1029 amino acids. Gene Ontology annotation, biological process: hormone-mediated signaling pathway; protein phosphorylation. Gene Ontology annotation, molecular function: protein binding; ATP binding; protein kinase activity. NCBI's taxonomy places the organism in Eukaryota, Viridiplantae, Streptophyta, Magnoliopsida, Cucurbitales, Cucurbitaceae. The transcript is spliced from 3 exons. Gene Ontology annotation, cellular component: plasma membrane. The record is from RefSeq and is a predicted model, not a curated record.
UCUUAUUAAUUUUAGAGAUGUUUCUGAAAAUGGUGGAAAUCUGAGAGAAAUUGAGAAAUGGGUUCGGUGAAGAAGACGAUGAAGUCGAAAACCCAGAUUUUGUUUUGUGUGUUCUUGUACUGUUGGAUUGGUUUUUGUACUGAGUGUUCUGCUGCUGCGUUUAGUGAAGAAGCUUUGGCUUUGGUUUCGUUUAAAUCAGGGCUUGUUGAUCCGUUGAAGUGGCUUAGAGAUUGGAAGCUGGGCGAUGGAGAUGGUAGAUUUGCAGGGCACUGUAACUGGACUGGAGUUUCUUGCAACUCGGAUGGAGCAGUUGAGAAACUGAGCCUUUCUCGUAUGAAUCUCAGCGGCAUUUUGUCGAACGACUUGCCUACACUAACAAGGCUCAGUUUUCUUGACUUGAGUUGCAAUGAAUUCUCCUCUUCUUUGCCAAAAUCUAUUGGAAAUCUCACUUCCUUGACGAGUUUUGAUGUGAGUCAAAACUCUUUUGUUGGUGAGAUUCCGGCGGGGUUUGGGGAGAUGGUUGAAUUGAAGAACUUCAAUGCCUCAAGCAAUAAUUUCUCUGGUUUAAUCCCUGAAGAUCUUGGAAAUGCAACUCAGCUGGAGAUUUUGGAUCUCCGAGGGAGUUUUCUUGAAGGGUCAAUUCCUGUAUCUUUCAAGAACUUGCAGAAGUUGAAGUUUCUUGGACUUUCUGGGAACAGUCUCACCGGUAGAAUCCCGGUCGAGAUCGGUCAGAUGUCGUCGUUAGAGACGGUUAUUAUUGGAUACAACAAGUUUGAAGGAGGGAUUCCGUCAGAAUUUGGAAAUCUCACCAAUCUGAAGUAUCUUGAUUUGGCUGUCGGAAAACUUGGUGGUGGCAUUCCAGCUGAGCUUGGGAGGCUUAAACAGCUUGAGACAUUGUUCCUUUAUAAGAACGAAUUCGAAUCGCGAAUUCCUUCGUCGAUCGGCAAUGCUACUUCAUUAGUGUUUCUUGAUCUUUCAGACAACAAAUUGACAGGGGAAAUCCCUGCUGAGGUUACUGAAUUGAAGAACUUGCAGCUGCUGAAUCUAAUGUGUAACAAGCUGUCUGGUGAAGUACCUCCAGGGAUUGGAGGGUUAACAAAAUUACAGGUUCUAGAGCUAUGGAACAACUCCUUUUUGGGCGAAUUACCGGGUGAUCUCGGUAAGAACUCGGAGUUGGUUUGGUUGGAUGUCUCAUCCAAUUCAUUCUGUGGUCCGAUUCCUCCUUCGUUAUGCAAUUGGGGUAAUCUAACCAAGCUUAUCCUUUUCAACAAUGCCUUUUCGGGUCCGAUUCCGAUUGGAUUAUCAACGUGUUCAUCACUCGUUCGUGUUCGAAUGCAGAACAAUUUUGUAUCUGGUACAAUCCCAGUUGGUUUUGGGAAGCUUGGGAAGCUUGAAAGGCUAGAAUUAGCAAAUAAUAGUCUCAUUGGUAGCAUCCCAAGUGAUAUUUCAUCUUCUAAAUCCCUUUCUUUUAUUGAUCUCUCUGAAAAUAGCCUCCAUUCUCCUCUUCCUUCCUCAAUUCUUUCCAUUCCAAAUCUUCAAACCUUUAUAGUCUCUGAUAAUCAUUUAGAAGGUGAAAUCCCAGACCAGUUCCAGGAGUGUCCUGCACUUUCUGUUCUUGAUCUCUCUUCAAACCAUUUCACAGGCAGCAUUCCGGAAAGCAUUGCUUCAUGUGAGAGAUUGGUAGCUCUGAAUCUCAGAAACAAUCAAUUAACUGGAGAAAUCCCAAAACAGAUUGCAAAUAUGCCUUCAUUGGCGGUUCUUGAUCUAUCCAACAACUCUCUUACAGGUAGAAUACCGAAUAAUUUCGGUAUCUCUCCCGCGCUUGAAUCGUUUAAUGUAUCGUACAAUAAGCUCGAGGGUCCAGUGCCAUUAAAUGGUGUGUUAAGAACAAUCAAUCCAAGUGAUCUUCAGGGCAAUGCUGGUUUAUGUGGAGCUGUCCUACCUCCAUGUUCACCAAAUUCAGCAUUCACAUCAGGGCACAGGAACUCACGCUCGACGCACAUUAUCGCCAGUUGGGUCAUCGGAAUAUCGUCUGUUUUAGCAAUAUGUAUCGCUCUCUUUGGUGUUCGAUCAUUGUACAAGAGGUGGUACUCGACUGGAAGUUGCUUUGAAGGGCGAUAUGAAAUGGGUGGCGGAGAUUGGCCAUGGAGAUUGAUGGCAUUCCAAAGGCUUGGAUUCACAAGUACUGAUAUUUUGGCUUGCAUUAAGGAAUCAAAUGUGAUUGGAAUGGGAGCGACUGGGAUUGUUUAUAAAGCUGAAAUGCCACAGAUAAAGACAGCUGUGGCUGUAAAAAAGCUAUGGAGAUCAGAACCAGAUCUUGAAAUGGGAAGCAGUGAAGGUCUAGUAGGAGAAGUGAAUUUAUUGGGGAAGUUAAGGCACAGGAACAUAGUUCGAUUACUCGGGUUUAUGCACAACGAUGUCGAUGUAAUGAUCGUCUACGAGUUUAUGCAAAAUGGAAGCCUUGGAGAAGCCUUGCAUGGUAAACAAGCAGGGAGGCUGCUUGUGGACUGGGUUUCAAGAUACAACAUAGCAAUUGGAGUGGCACAGGGUUUAGCUUAUCUCCACCAUGAUUGCGACCCACCCAUCAUUCAUCGCGACGUUAAGCCAAACAAUAUACUUCUAGAUUCAAAUCUCGAAGCACGGUUAGCUGAUUUCGGGUUGGCGCGAAUGAUGGCUCGUAAGAACGAGACGGUUUCAAUGGUAGCUGGAUCGUAUGGCUACAUUGCCCCCGAAUAUGGAUACACUUUAAAGGUGGAUGAAAAGAUCGACAUUUACAGCUACGGAGUUGUUCUUUUGGAGCUGUUGACGGGGAAGAAGCCAUUAGAUUCCGAGUUCGGAGAAUCGGUGGACAUUGUUGAAUGGAUUAGAAGGAAGGUUAGAGACAACAGACGUUUAGAAGAAGCAUUAGAUCCAAAUCUGGGAAAUUUCAAGCAUGUUCAAGAAGAAAUGCUGUUUGUGCUUAGAAUUGCUCUUCUCUGCACUGCAAAGCAUCCAAAAGACAGGCCUUCCAUGAGAGAUAUAAUAACAAUGCUUGGAGAAGCAAAACCAAGGAGAAAAAGCAACAGUAAUGGCAAUGAAGGAUUUGGAACUAACAAAGACAAAGAGAAGCCAGUUUUCAACACCUCCCCUGUAAAUGGCCUUCUCUAGAAGGAACAACAAUGGAGGAGUUUCUGUACUGAAAAUUGGCCUUAAAAAAUCCCCACCCUCUGUGUUUUAAUCCUUUUUUACUCCCUUUUCCUUAAUUAAUUGUAAUGAUUGGCUCAUUUGUUGGGUGUGUACAAGAGCAGAUGAUGUAUAGUAUAAAUUACAUGUCUGCCAUUAGAAUUAACUGAAAAUGGAAAGGCUUGUAUAACAAAUAAUAUUUGAAGUUUCAAGCUAUAUAUGUAUAAGCAAUACAAGCA